UAUUUUAAAUCCAUGUUUUUUCUGCCCAACGGUGUUUUGACAUGGAGUUGAAAUUAAAUACUUGGCAUGUUUGUUUAUUUACCAACGUAAAUUUAUAAUCAUGCAACUUUACUUAUGAACUUUUAUGAUGAUUUCAGCUUCCGCUCCAUUCCGGUCCGACACGAUCGAACCACUUACGGGGAGUAACUUCCCUCGUUGGAAGUCCCAAGUCGAAUUAUGUUUGGGUUGUAAUGAAUUUGACUAUGCCUUGAGGGAAGAAAAACCUGUGGCACCUGUGGCGGGUGUCACAGGGUAUGCAGAACUCAAGAAGGAGUAUGAUGUUAAGAUGGAAAAGUGGAAUAAGUCCAACCAUAUUGCGCUUCUCAUCAUGAAAGCGACAAUAUCGCCGGACAUUUCUGAAGCACUCCCUAAGAAAGAUACUGCUAAAGAUUUCCUCACUGAAAUGGAGGAGCAAUUUAAAGGCUCCGACAAAGUGUAUGCUCAUGAGCUUUUUGCUAAACUUCUUCAAAAAUACACUAUUGACGGAAAUGUUAGGCAUCACAUAUUGAGGGUGGUAAAUGCUUUCACCAAGCUUAAGGCUUUGGAGUGUUCUUUAAGUGAAGCCCUUCUUGUCAUAAUUAUUCUUGAGUCUCUUCCUGAAGAGUUUGAACAAUUUAAGGUCAACUAUAACUCUCUAAAGGAAAAAUGGCCACUCUCUGAGAUGACCGCAAGAAUCGUCCAGGAGGAAGAAAGGAUCAUGAGGCAGAAGAAAGACCAUGUCUUUCAUGUUGGCUCUAACAAGAGAAAGCAUGACGGACAAGGUUUCCCUAAGCCUCAGAAAUGGCAAGUCAAGAAAGAAGGCACUAAGCCAUUCAACCCUAAGGCAUUCAAGGGUAAAGAAGCCGGUGGUUCUUCUUCUGCUCCUAGCAGCUCCACUGCUGGAGAAAAUGCUUGUAACUUCUGCAAAGAAGAGGGACACUAUCAAAGGGACUGCCCAGGCUUUCUAAAAUGGAUGAACAAAAGAGGGAUUCGAUACGAUCCAAACCAUAAGAGGAGGAACAAGAAAGCUUAAGGUUGCGAACGGAGUUGAGGCCGAUGUUGAAGCUGUGGGAUCUCUCACGUUGGAGCUACACACUGGCCACACUCUUAGAUUGAAUAAUGUUAUUUAUGUGCCUACCUUAAGUAGGAAUUUGAUUUCAGUUUCUCGUUUAGAUGAUGAUAUGUAUGAGUGCCAUUUUGGCAAGAAACAAUUUGCUUUGAUCAAAUGUAAUAAGAAUGUAGGCAUCGGUGUUAGACGAGGCCAA
This is a messenger RNA of Triticum dicoccoides, 1283 nucleotides long. RefSeq lists its product as uncharacterized. The coding region runs from base 125 to 1051 and encodes 308 amino acids. The record is from RefSeq and is a predicted model, not a curated record. The transcript is spliced from 2 exons. Lineage: Eukaryota; Viridiplantae; Streptophyta; Magnoliopsida; Poales; Poaceae. Gene Ontology annotation, molecular function: nucleic acid binding; zinc ion binding.